Molecule: messenger RNA, 798 nt
Organism: Penicillium roqueforti
Lineage: Eukaryota; Fungi; Ascomycota; Eurotiomycetes; Eurotiales; Aspergillaceae
Gene: rbd2
Product: rhomboid protease family protein RBD2
Exons: 6
Coding region: 1-798 (265 amino acids)
Cellular component (GO): membrane
Molecular function (GO): serine-type endopeptidase activity
Source: RefSeq, a predicted model, not a curated record
AUGACGACCCCUGCCGCUUUACCUCCGUUGCCUUUCAAUCCGGGUCGGAUACGGACAUACCUCCUCCGACUACCGCUGUUUACUCGACUGGUGCUGCUGAUCAUUCUGGCCUUCUGGCUGCUCGAAUUCCAGACUAUUUGGAGUGUUGUGCAAUGGGGCGCUUUGAUUCCAGACGAGAUCAACCUGGGGACUAUGUACCGACUGAACACCUAUCCCAUCAUCCACACGGGCUUCUUCCAUGCUUUCUUUAAUGCCGUGGCAGUUGCACCGCUGUUGGAGCGAUUCGAGGCCGAGCAUGGCACUUUGACUGCUAUUGCGUUGUUUAUUGGACCUCUCUCGACUGUCCCCGCUGGACUUUACAUCUUGAUUGAGAGGUUUAUCCUACACAGAAAUACUUCGGUGGUCGGCGCAAGCAUUUGGGUUUUCCUGCUUCUCGGCUCUGAAGCCAUCAAGACAUACAAGUCUCACCCUAACUUCAGUCUUGGCCCGUACAAGAUUCCUACCUGGACCUCACCCCUGUUCGCAUGUGUCGUUGUAUCCAUCCUCAUCUCGAACGUGAGCUUCCUUGGUCAUCUCUGCGCGAUCCUUGUUGGCUAUCUCCUUGGCCUCGGAUAUCUCAAGGUGUUUGUGCCCCCUGAGAAGGUCCUCCGUUGGAUCGAGGGCAAGUUGAACCUCCUGGGACGUCUGCCUCACUAUGUCUCUGUCGACCAGAAGACCUACGGUCGCUAUGGAGUUCUUCCAACCAGCAACCCUGCCACCGUCAGCAGCAACAAUCAAACAACCAUGAGCUACUUGUGA